Acaromyces ingoldii is the source of this 609-nucleotide messenger RNA. RefSeq names its product DJ-1. The record is from RefSeq and is a predicted model, not a curated record. The transcript is spliced from 2 exons. Gene Ontology annotation, molecular function: protein deglycase activity. Gene Ontology annotation, biological process: protein deglycation, glyoxal removal; guanine deglycation, glyoxal removal. NCBI's taxonomy places the organism in Eukaryota, Fungi, Basidiomycota, Exobasidiomycetes, Exobasidiales, Cryptobasidiaceae. Bases 1 to 609 code for a protein of 202 amino acids. Gene Ontology annotation, cellular component: nucleus; cytosol.
AUGCCAUCCGCCCUCAUUCUCAUCGCCGAAGGCACCGAGGAGAUGGAAUUCACCAUCGCCUACGAUGUACUCGUCCGCGGCGGUAUCGAGGUGAAGUCGGCCUUUGUUGGUUCGUCCGAGACUGGCGGCACGCAGAACCCACACGGCCAGGCAAAUGACAGCGUGACGUGCUCUCGCGGUGUCAAGAUUGUGCCUGAAAUGCGACUGCCCGAGCUGGCGGGUGGCAAGGCGCUCGAGUACGACGCCAUCGUGGUGCCUGGCGGCAACAAGGGUGCAGAGACCAUUUCCAAAAACGAGGACGUGACCAAGCUCCUGGGUGCCUUCUAUGCGAAGGGCAAGGUUGUGGCUUGCAUCUGCGCAGGUUCGCUGGCGGCAAAGGCGGCAAAGAUUGGCAAGGAUGGCUCCAUCACGAGCCACCCCUCGGUCAAGGGGGAACUCGAGCAAGACUACCGGUACAGCGAAGACCGAGUCGUCAUCUCCAACAAUCUUAUCACGAGCCGUGGGCCCGGUACGGCAUUUGCGUUUAGCCUGGCGAUCGUCGAAGCACUCCAGGGCAAGGAGAAGAGGACGGAAAUCGAAGGCCCCAUGAUCCUGCCCCCAACUCUCUGA